GCUCAUGGGUUGGACAGCACACAGUCCACCGGUGAAGACUGAUCCUGACAGCACUUGUAUACAUUCUCUCCUGACGUGGAUUAUCUGUGUUGAGUUUUAGGGUAUUUGGAUGGCACGUUUUAAGGUUAAAGGGAUUCCCACCACUGAGAAAAGUCUAGUCUGCCCUGGAACAGAGUAAGGAGAAAAGGAGGAGGGGGGAAUAUAGCAGCAGAUUUCCUCUCAUCUUUGCCUGUGCAGGCGUUUCUUCUGUGAAAGAAUGGGGGCAGGAGCUCUGACCAUCUGUCACAACAAGGCAGCGGUGCAGGUUAAGGAAGACAUGAAGAAGAUGGUCCAGAUACCCAUCCUGAGACCCAGAACGAUGACGGCCAAACACACUAAAGUGUUUGGAAAAUCCCUGUCUGAGCUGCAGAAACAAGGCCUGAUGAAAGAAGGUGUGCCUCUUGUGGUGAGGAGGAUGGUGGAACAUCUCUCCAACCACGGCCUACAUCAGGAGGGUUUGUUUCGAGUGAAUGGUAAUGCCCGAGCCGUGGAGAACCUGAAGCAGCGACUGGAGAGUGGAGAAGAAGUGGACCUUCUCUCUGAGUCUGAUACCAGCACCGUGGCAAGCUUGCUUAAACAGUACCUCAGGGACCUGCCACAGGGCUUGGUGGACUCAACAGUCCAGCAGGCGCUCAUACAACACUACCAAGAAUCGGGAGAUGACGGCUCUUGUUCAGACAUUGGAGACGUGCUCCAGCAGCUCCCUGACGUUCACCGUAGCGUCCUCCGUUACCUUUGCCACUUCCUCACCCUUGUGGAAUGUAACCACAAAGAAAACCGCAUGACUGCUCUCAACCUUGCUACUGUGUUUGGCCCAAGUGUUUUCCAUGUUGCUCCUAGUUUUGAAGCAAUGAAAGACCAAAACAUUUGUAACAAGAUCAUGGUGAAGCUCAUCCAGAACUACAGCACUAUCUUUGAGACCCAGACAGAUGGAGACAGUGAACGCUGCACAGAAGAACAUCCAACCCUUAUCAUGGUCAAGGAGGCACACGUGACAGAUACGAACACAAAGAAGUUACCCAGUCACCUCAAUGCAAAAACACCAGCAGCAGCUCCCAGGAUGAAGGUUGGACACAUAAAUCCAGCAGAAAAUGCAGAACCUGCGAACAAUUCUGCAGCCAAAUCGCCAAAAGCGAGGCCAAGGAAACACAAGGUUAGGAAAGGGAAGAGUGACGGCAUGGCUCAAGUUCUCCCUCAGCCCAGACAAUCUGUCGGGUCACCCCACGCAAGGCCUCUCUCCAUACCGAUAGUUUUGCCCCUGACCUCAGAGCUGAGGAGCCCCAGCCCAGAGGUGAUGGAGGCAGCCUCAGUGCCGCUGACUCGCCAGGACCCCCCAGGCACUGCCUCGCCACACCUCCACCUAAAAGUCAGCCCCUUCGGCAGCAUGGAAGACUUCAGCAGCUCCCAAGAAGAAGAGAGACCAAUAUCUCCUUUCUACAUGAGUAACCACCUCUCCCCAGUCCACUUCAGACCAGAUGUGGUAAAUUUUCUGGACAGGACAAUACGUUCUACCGUGCAGCAGCACCUGUUUGAUGUUAACCCAUCAAGGAAUCAAAGUCAGAGGACACAACUUAUUCCACGGCCGCAGAGUCCGACCGCGAUCCCAACUGCACGGCAGAGACGCCGACACCAGAGAGAACAGCAGGACGAGGGUCUAAGACACAGAGAGAGGAACAGAGCGGCAUCCAUCAGGGCAGACACCAACAAGGAGAAUAUCCAGUCAAGCGGUGGAAGCAGUUCUGGCAGCGUCAGGGAAGAAACUGGCAGCGUGGGCUCACAGGGAGGCCAGAGUGGUCCCGCUGAGCCAAGACCCAGACCUAGGAAGUCGAGACAGAGCCCGACGCUGGUGCCGCUCAGCAACAACCAGGACACCCACACAUUAAAGGAAGGUCUUGGUGUCUCAGGAACAUAUGAAAGACCUGGAACAAACUACAUGGAGACCUCAAAAGACAGGGAUGAUACUUCCAGAAGAGACGGCCUUCCUUCCUCUCUCUUGACGUUAAGGAUGAAGAUUCAGGAGUCGCCCGUCGCUUGUGACACGGGGAGGGUCGGCAGCGGUGACGUACGAGGAAGCUCGGACCCGGACUGCGAGAAGACGAGCUGUGAGGACGUUCCCCGACUGGACCUGACAGCACUGACCGAGGACAGCAACUGGGGAGAUUCUCCGCUCUUUAACACCCCUUUCCUUGAUUUCAAACACAUUUUCCAUUCAAGUUAUUGUGACGAACCGGUGCCGGCGUACUCAUCGUUGCAGAGGGAGAGUAUGGACCGCGAGGAGGCCCGACUGUCGCCUCACGCCGGCGGCCGCCUGAUUCGCCAGCUGCUGGAGGAGGACAGCGACCCGAUGGUGUCCCCUCGGUUUUACGCCUACGGACAGUGCCAGCAGUACCUGGAUGACACUGAAGUGCCUCCAUCACCGCCAAACGCACACUCGUUUGUCAGUCGCAGGAGGAGUUCUUCCCUCGGCUCGUGUGAUGACGAGAAGGAAGAGCUUACGUCUGCUCAGCUCACAAAGAGGAUCCACAUAUUGAAGAAAAAGAUCCACAGAUUUGAGGAGAGGUUUGAAGAGGAGAGAAAAUACAGGCCUUCCCACAGUGAUAAAGCUGCAAACCCAGAAGUGCUGCGAUGGCUCACUGAACUGUCCAAGCUCCGCAAAGAGUUAAAAGAACACAAACUGAUGAAGUCUGAGGAGGAUCUGCCGCCGCUGACCCGCCAGCGCAGCAACACACUGCCCAAAAGCUUCGGCUCUCAGCUGGAGAAGAAGCCUCAGCAGGAGAAGGUGCCCAAACCGCCAGCGGACGCCACACUGGAGAGCAUUCUGAAGAAGCUGCAGGAGAAGAGGGAGGAGGUGAACCGACCCGAGGACAUCAAGGAUAUGACCCGGGAACAGAUCGGAGCAGAGAAGGUCGCCCUGCAGAAAGCUCUGCUCUACUACGAGAGCAUCCACGGACGACCAGUCACAAAGAACGAGAGGCAGAUCAUGAAGCCUUUGUACGACAGAUACCGGCUGGUCAAGCAGAUCCUGUGCAGAGCCUCCACCAUCCCCGUCAUCGGCUCUCCUUCCAGCAAACGCCGAGGCCCCCUCCUUCAGCCCAUUAUCGAGGGCGAAACCGCACUCUUCUUCGAUGAUAUCAAGGAGGAAGAGGACGGUUCAGAGGACGACGCAGACACUAAGACUCAGUUCACCGUCACCGUUCGACCCGACCUCAGCGUGCUGGGCUUCCUGGACCACAUGGACGAGGAAACGGACGGUUUCAUUUCACCUGUGGAUGAGCUUUCACCCUCUAAGAAUACCAGUGAUAUGAGGCUGUCCAACCUGCACUCUGCCACCAUUCAGGAACUUGUGGAGCAGCUCCAAGAAACUCGAGAAGAGAAGAAGAGAAUCCGCAAAAACCUGAAAGAGUUCGAGGACCAGUUUCUGAGACAAAACGGAAGAAAUGUGCAGAAGGAGGACCGCUCCCCGCUGGCGGUGGAAUACAACGAGUACAAGCACGUUAAAGCCAAACUGCGGCUGCUGGAAGUCCUCAUCAGCAAAAGAGACUCGUCCAAGUUCAUCUGAGAAUCAAACCCAGACUCCACAGACGGACCCACGCUUCAUCCGCAGAUUCGUCCGCUCCGUCUGACGCCGAGGAGGAAAACGCCGUCGUCCUUUCUUGUCGCCAUCUGUGCUGCUCUGGUUUCUUGGCCGGCGGCGGCGUCUACCUGUCUCGGCGGUUGUUGGUGCGUUCUGUCGAGCACAGCGUGGUUUUUUUUUUUUUUCCUCCGGAGCCGCUGAGAAUCGCUGACCCACAACAGAUUCACCGAACCGAACCUCAGAGGACGAGGACGUUUCUUUAAGAGACUAAACCGGAUGCGCACGAAUAACCUUUUCGGCCAGAAUCACAGUUGUAUCGCUAAUAAUUUAUUUCUAUCUUUUUGAAUGUUUUUAUCGGACAGAAUUGUUAUUUUCUCAUGCUUUAGAAGUCUUAAAAAAAAAAAAAAACACCGAAGUAAAAAUAGAUCUUACAAUUAUUUUUAAAGAAGGAAUUUGUGAUCAAGAAAUACUUUUUUGUGUAUUUUUGUAAGGGAGACGUUACUGUUUGUAUAACUUCGAUCAUCUUAACAGUAUUCUUUAAACCGAUAGCUUUCUGUAUUUCAGUCCUUAUGAUCGUGUAGAGGUUUAAACAGAUGAAUAUUUACUCACUAACAGAAGUGAUUUCCUGUAUAAACACAAUCCAAAGACACCGCCUCAGAGAACAAACUGCACACCAAAAUGACACACGUCUUCAGUAUCUUCAGUAUUCGCUCCUUUUUUGGUGAUCACUGGUACUUACUUAAACAUUUGACUGUACAUUAGAUGCAUCGAUGUGCUUCUUUUCCAUUUAAGUCAUGUGAAAUAAGCUAUUUUUUUUUUCCUCGUCUUGAAAUCACUGGUAUGUUUUUGCUCACACUGAUGACGACUCUGGAGGACAGAAACGGUCACUAAAACCGGUGUUUUGUUUUAUUGUUUUUUGUUUUUUUUUUUUAAUUAUUAUUAUUUCUUUCUGGCUGUGUUUUCCAGUGAGGCCGCUAACCCUUUCUGUCACCUCCAGCUCCUGUUGUUCUUUGUAAAUAUUGCAUUACUGUGUAUGUUUACAUUUCUGUGAGCGAGUACAUUUUCCUUUCUUUCUCCAAAAUGGAUGAUUAUCAGUGUGAAUUUCGUUUUUUCUGAAUGUUAACACUGGCAGGCUUAAUGAAUUGAGUGUGUACAUUUUAGUACAUAAAUUGUAUUUGUAUUUUGUACAUAAUAUAAAUGAAAUCAUAUUUUUACUGAC
Molecule: messenger RNA, 4832 nt
Organism: Sphaeramia orbicularis (orbiculate cardinalfish)
Lineage: Eukaryota; Metazoa; Chordata; Actinopteri; Kurtiformes; Apogonidae
Gene: fam13a
Product: family with sequence similarity 13 member A
Biological process (GO): signal transduction
Source: RefSeq, a predicted model, not a curated record